Messenger RNA from Raphanus sativus (radish), 2220 nucleotides. Its product is annotated as protein tesmin/TSO1-like CXC 3. Gene Ontology annotation, molecular function: DNA-binding transcription factor activity. The coding region runs from base 319 to 2007 and encodes 562 amino acids. The transcript has 10 exons. The record is from RefSeq and is a predicted model, not a curated record. NCBI's taxonomy places the organism in Eukaryota, Viridiplantae, Streptophyta, Magnoliopsida, Brassicales, Brassicaceae.
AAGCAAACAAAACAGAAGCAGCGAAGAAAGGUAGUGCGAUUUACACGAGCAGUUACUAAUUUUAUUAGGCUUUUUUUUCUUCCUUUCUUCUUCUCCAAAGCAGGAGGAGGAGAAAGUCAAAGAAAAAAUCAAGCAAAAAGGUCAACAAGAUAACAUACAGAGAGACAAAGUAUUGAGGGUCCCAAUAGCAAAACCUCUGUUGGACUCUAUGCCCUCCUCAUAUUCCCGCCUCUCUCUCCUCCUUUGAAUCUACUCAACCCUAAGAAGAAAGAGAGAGACACAGAAAAGGACUGUUCAUGUGAGACUGAUUGUUAUAAAAUGGAUACGCCUAAAAAAACCGUAACACAGAGCGAGAAUCCUGUUUCUAAACUCAAACUCGAGAACUCUCCAGUGUACAACUAUAUAAACAGUCUGUCUCCAAUCAAACCUGUCCGAUCAUUAACAUUCCCUCAAAAUAUUGGCUCUCUAAGUUACUCAUCUCCUCCUUCUGUCUUCACUUCCCCUCACGCCUCUUCUCACAAAGGAUCUCGUUUCAAAAGUGAUGAUACUAACUCUUCCAAAGAUGUGCCUGCUUCCGUUGGAGAAGAAGCUUUACAUGAAACCGAACCACCACAAAUCCAACAAAAUGAGUGCACUACUAUUGCCACACCUCCUAGAGUUAUCAGUGAUAAUGAAACGGAUCUGCUGAAGAUGUGUGACGGCAAUGUUAAGCAGAAGAGUGAAAUUCCAGACUGGAAUGCUAUGAUUUUGGGUUAUGAUGAUAUUCUAAUUGAUGACCCAAACAAUGAGUCUGAGGCUUCUAGAUGCUUCUUGGAGAGAUCAACAGAGUCCAAAGCACGUUUACUAAGUGUUACGAAUAGCGAUGAUGCGCUUCACCGUCGAGUGACAAAACGCUGUCUUGACUUUGAGAUGCCAGGGAAUAAUAAGCAUAUGUCGGUGGAAUCUUCAUCGAGAUGUGUAGUAGCUAACAUUGGUCUGCAUCUUAGCACCAUUGCAGUGUCCUCUAAAGACAACAGUGUUGGUAAUGAUUACUCGCUAUCCGGACAUUCAAAAGUGGGUUUGCGAGGUUCUAUCUCUGCGGUUCAUAACUCGCAAGAAACAGUGAAAGAAAAUGGACAAGGUUUAAAAGAAGGUGCUAUGUCUUUAGCUUUGUUAGAACUGAAUCAGAGCAGCCCCAAGAAGAAAAGGCGUAAGGUUGAACAAGCAGGAGAAGCUGAGUCAUCAUGUAAACGGUGCAACUGCAAGAGAUCAAAGUGUUUGAAGCUUUACUGUGAAUGUUUUGCAGCUGGAGUUUAUUGCAUAGGGCCAUGUUCAUGUGUAGAUUGCUUCAACAAACCUAUUCAUGAAGACACUGUCAUGGCUACUCGCAAGCAGAUUGAAUCCAGAAAUCCACUUGCAUUUGCUCCUAAAGUCAUCGGAAACUCUGAUUCCGUCGUGGAAAUUGGUGAUGGUAAUGUAAGCAAGACUCCAGCUUCUGCACGGCACAAACGUGGCUGCAACUGCAAGAAGUCAAACUGUCUCAAGAAAUACUGUGAAUGCUAUCAGAGUGGAGUUGGUUGUUCCAUAAAUUGUAGAUGUGAAGGAUGUAAGAAUGCAUUUGGCAAAAAAUAUGUCUCUGCAGGGUCUUCAUUUACUGGCGUGCAUAUUAAACAAGAUAAAGAAAAUGAAACAUCUGAGAGAGGCAGAACAGAGAAACAACCUUCAACACCAAUGCCAUUAAGACAACCAUUGGCUCACCUUCCCAUCUCAUCCAACAACAUACUGCUUCCUCAUCAACAUCUUCAUGGAGCUUCUGGAUCUUCCUUACUCAAGAGCCAAUCUUCCAAAAGACAAGACAUGAGUUUGUUGUCUCAUUCAAAUAUUGAGACAAUCACAGAGAAGAGAGCAGAUGAUAUUGAAAAUCUAAUCCAGUCUCCUAUAACUAACAUGAUCAAUAAUGCUGUGAUUCCCAACAGCAAAAGGGGUUUCUCUGCCUCAUGUCGGUUCAUCAGAGCUGAGUCCAUGUAGAAGAAAUGGUGGAAGGAAGCUGUUACUGUCAGUUCCAACUUUUCCUUCUCUCAGUCCACACCAUUAGUAUUCUUUAAUUCUUUGAUUUGAUGAUGUCAAGUUGUCAACUUCUAGUUAGUACUUUAUUCUUAAACAGUUACAUCGCAAACGUUUCCAGUAGUCUAGUCGUAGUAACAUUUACGUUUUUUUUUUCAACUCAGUUACGUUUUUUUU